Molecule: messenger RNA, 5076 nt
Organism: Notolabrus celidotus (New Zealand spotty)
Lineage: Eukaryota; Metazoa; Chordata; Actinopteri; Labriformes; Labridae
Gene: rpap1
Product: RNA polymerase II associated protein 1
Exons: 27
Coding region: 119-4384 (1421 amino acids)
Biological process (GO): transcription by RNA polymerase II
Cellular component (GO): nucleus
Source: RefSeq, a predicted model, not a curated record
AAUAUUCUCUCUGAGCUCUUAUUCUGAAGGGGACAGUUGGUGUUACACUAUAAGUCUUCCGUGUUGUCCUCACUGAGUGUUUCCCACAGUCCCACGGACUCUACUAAACUGAAGAGGGAUGUUGCGGCGUCCCAAGCCAACCGACUCUGAGGCAGACCUCCUGAGGGAGCAGGAGAAGUUUCUGACCUCUGGUGCCCCCUCUGCAGCCAACGUGGUCCGCAGACCUGACAAGAGGAGAGGUGAGGCUGGAGGAGAGGAAGGAGAGCAAAACGGGGAGAAUGAAGGAGAACAGAGGGAUGUUGUCACUAUAGAAGACCUUCCAGACCAGCUCCCAUCCCUGACACCAGCACCACCAAAGAAGUCUCGCUUUAAAGCCAACCGGGUCACUUUUGAGGCUGAGGAUGCAGAGGAGAGCUUGGACAAACAUGACACUCACAUCAGCGCUGUUCUGUCAAGGAUAGUAGAGAGAGAUACCACCUCUGCUCCUAUCUCUUUACCUGUGUUCACAGGCAUGGCUUUCCCCAAAGUGAUGCAUCGCUCAGAAACCAGCAGUCAGGUGCCGGCAUCCUCAGUUGGUGGAAAAAGGAGCAUCUUUGCACGUCACAUCGCAGCUCAGAGACUUAAGGAGGUAACGACACCUUUACACUGUGCACCUGAAGCUGCUCAGACUCCUGGAUGCAGGGAGCAGAACCUUCCACCUGAGACGAGUAUGGAUACAACACAGAGUGAAACCGCUCAUGAUUUCUCAGGUUCCAGGCUAGUGUCAGGUCUGGGUCUUCAGGGCCAUGACGGCUCAGUAGAGACGAUGAGGAUUCACAAGGAGAACCAGGUGAAGAUCCAGGCCAUGUCUCAGGCUGAGAUAGUCCAGGAGCAGAAGAAACUCUUAUCCCAGCUUGAUCCUCGACUGGUGGAGUUUGUUAGAUCUCGCAAAGCCCAGAGCGUCCCGUCCUCGGCCUCCCCGUCCAAACAGCCUCGGGGCGAAAGCAGUGAGGGAAACGUUCCUCUUGAUAAUGUGAGCAGAGAGUCAGACUCCUCCAGUGCUGCUGUGCUGUCUCAGAAUAACCAAGAAGUAGAAAUGGAGGAAGAGGAGGAGGACAUGUCAGCACCACCUGUUUUGACGGAGGAGGAUCUGCCCGUGAAGCCUCAGAAAUCAUGGGUCAACAUGAACAAACUGGAGCCAGAGAAGCUGGAGUGGAUGAGAGACUUGCCUGCUCCGAGGAGGAAAGGGACCAAGAAAGCCAUGCAGGCUCGCUUUGACUUUGUGGGGAACUUGAUUCCACCCACUCAGGAUCUCCCCACACACUUGGGUCUGCACCACCACGGAGAGGAGCCUGAGCGGGCAGGUUACUCCCUGCAGGAACUCUUCCUCCUGUCUCGGAGUCAGGUCACCCGGCAGAGGAGUCUGGCCCUCAGCACGCUGGCCCACAUCCUCUCAAAGGCACGUGCAGGGGAGUACGUGUCAGUUCUGACGGGCAGUGUGACGUCCACCCUGCUCGACGCCGGCCUGCUCUUCCUGCUCCGCUUCGCGCUGGACGACGGAGUGGAGGGGGUGAUGUCUGCAGCCGUGCAUGCACUGAGAGCGCUGCUCGUGUGUGCAGAGGAUGAAGAGUGUAUGGACUGCACCUUCUCUUGGUUUCGCGGCCUGGCCUCCUUCCCUCUGCUGCCGUCUGCUCAGGAGGAGGAAGAGGACGUGGAGGAUGAAGGACUGCCCGACAUUUUGAAGGAGACGGCCAAAGAGAAGGAGGAGAAGAAGAGCGAUCAUGAUGUGGCGAGUCAGGAUGUUGUCAAGGGUCUGUUGAGGAUGAAGCUGCUCCCCAGGCUGCGUUACAUCCUUGAAGUGGUCCGGCCUUCUCCCCUAGUGGUCCAGGACGUCCUGGAGGUCCUGACUCGUAUCGCUCGGCACUCCUCCUCAUCUGCCACUCAGGUGCUUGACUGUCCUCGCUUGAUGGAGACGGUGAUGUCAGAGUUUCUUCCAACUUCCUGGGCAGCUCCUUCCUCGCCUCUUCCUGCGUCUGUUUACGGACUGCCGCUUGCCUCAGCCAUGAAGCUGUUAAGAGUUUUAGCUACCUCAGGGAGACACGCCUGUGCCCGACUCUUAAACUCUCUCGGAGCGAGAGAGCGCUUGUCUUGUUUGCUGAGUGCCGAGCCCGGCGAGCUGCUGCUGGAACCGAGCAAGGCCCUGAGGAUCACCACAGAGGCCUUCAGGCUGUGGGCUGUGGCAGCCGGCUACGGUCAGGCCUGUAAAUUAUAUAUAGAUCUGUAUCCAAGCUUGGCAAAGAUGUUACAGUCAGUCCACAGAGCCCUGAACCCCUUAGAUCCUCUGUGGCCCCUGCAGGUCCAGCGGCUUCUGGCUCUGCUCUCUCUGCUGACUCAGGUCACACACACUGCUGGCUGCCAUCAGGAGCUACAAGCCGGCUUAGUUAGCUCUCAGGGAGAGGAGUGUCCGCCUCCUCCUCCGGUGUCUUGGGGUCAUGUCAUAGGGCUGCAGGCGUCACUGGUGGGACACUUGAAGGCCUUCGUGAAGAGUCUUGAUGAUCCGGCUCAGAAAGAGAGCAGCCUGGCUGUGAUACCAUCCUACCUGAUUUAUCUACAAGCUUACUACCAUCAGCUCUCCAAACAGAGCUGUUUCAAACCAGUAGAGACCCUUCAAGAACUGGAGCUGCUGACUUCUGAGGUUCUCCUUCCUCUGCUGUCCCAUCAUGCUGUUCAAGACCUUAUGAAGAAUCUAAAGUCCUUCUCAGUCGUGUGUAACGUUCAGCCCAGUCACCCAGGCCCAGAGACCACUCCCAGCCUCCCUGGUUUGGCCUGCCCGGGAUGGAGGGACCGCCCAGGGCUGGUUGCUCCAGGCUCCCCCUUCCCUCUUCUCACCGGUCUGGGGCUCCUCCUGGAGACCGUCACGGGCAUCCACAAAGGUCUCAGCUGCAAGUUCACAGGUCUGCUCCUGUCAGAGCCUGUGAUUGGUUACCUGCAGAGAUGCGGUCAGGCUGCACCCACCCUGUCUCACACCAGAGUGUGGCUUCUCCGUCAUGAGCACCACCUCCUCUACCUGCUGCUGAGGCUCGCACACAGGCUGGUUCCCAUUGAGCCAGAAGUAGCGAAGCAUGCCUCUCUGUACCACCAGGUGGCGCUGGUUCUGCUUCCAUGGUUAUUGCCUGGCAGUGAAUUCCUGGCACAUGAACUGCUGUCCACCAUCAUCUUCAGCAGAGACUUUUUAUCAGAGGGCCACAGCGGAGGGCCGGAGGCCGUAGAACUCGGAGAGUUGAGGCUCCAAGAGGAAACGCAUCACCACUCUUCCCCCUCUCUUCAGACUGUGGGAUCUCUCCUGAGAGAGGCCUGCGUCCAGCUGCCCUCCAUACGAGGCUGCUUCCUCACUCAUCUGGCCCACCUGGAGCCGACCGUGCUGACAUCUCAGGACGCUCUGCUGGGGCGCAACCCCUGUAUCAACUCCCACCUCCUCCCAGAACUCACAGGUCCCACUCUGCCAUCUGAUUGGCCGUACCUGCCGCUCAUCAGUCUGUAUGAGCGAGCGGGGGUGACCGAUGGUGGAGGGUUAGCGGUGGAGGAGCUUCCACAGGGGGCUCUGCAGGCUGUGAGUCACUGUCUGCAGUGGCUGCUGCUCCUGGAGGUCUGGAGAGAGGAAGCACUUAAGGUGAUCCCUCCUGUCGCCAAGUUUGCCCGUCUGUCCUGUGUGUUCCUGUUCUCCAGCGACAUGUUCCUGGAGAGACCUGUUCAGAAACUGACCUGGGGUCUCUUCAGACUGCUGACCAGGCAGACCAGGCUGGACUCUCUGGACCUGAGCGUCCCUCCUCCAGGUCUCGCCUCCUUCCAGGACCUGUACUCUGCUCUUUUGACCCAGUACGAAGCAGUGUCCUUUGGGGAUCGACUCUUCGGCUGCUGGGUCCUCUUACCUCUGCAGAGGAAGUACAACGCCACCAUGAGGCUGGCUGUGUUUGGAGAGCACGUGGGGAUGCUGAGGUCACUGGGAGUCUCGCUGGAUCAGCUCUCCGUCCCCAUCGAGAGGUUCACGUCUCCCCCUGAAGACUCCCUUCCUCUCCUCCGUCUCUACUUCCGCUCAUUAGUGACGGGGACGCUGAAGCCCCGCUGGUGUCCUGUCUUAUACGUGGUCACCUUAUCUCAUGUGAACUCCUUCAUCUUCUCCCAGGAUGCUGCAGCGCAGGAGGUGGAAGCAGCCCGACACAGCAUGCUGAGGAAAAUCCACUACUUGACUGAUGAGGUGUUGAGGAACCACCUGCUGCUCUUUCGUCUGCCUCAGCUGCACGCAGAGCUCGGCUUCGAUAUGUACGAUCAGUUGCCACCUAUAAGGGCGAAACGGCUGGAGAGCGUCCUGAGGCUGCAGGACAGCAGUGACCACAGAGGAGACUGAAGGUAACAUGGAGUAUGAACACUUGGAAGAACUUCUGAGCCAAAUACUGAGAUACGGAGGAGGACAGUACAAGACUGAAACUGACCUGAAGUGGAAUUCAGAGCACACUGAGAGUUUCAGGUUGGUGAUGCGAGUCAAAGUGAGACUUUAAUUCUUCUAAAAGUGUCUGACUUAGAUUGGCUUUGGACUAAGAGCCAGCACGGUCACAGGAUUUCCUGCUACCUCUCCUCUUAAAGGAAACUCAACCUGAGGCAGAAUUGUCCGACACUUAAUGAAGGAACAACUGUUAGUGCUUUUUUGGCAAUUAUUCAAUCCUGCUUCCACAUCAAAGACUACAGUUCACACGCCAUCCACAUAGAUAAUCCGACUUAAUAGAGUUUAAAUUUUUUUUUUUCAAACAAUUUGAACUGGAACACGAGUCAAUCCAAAGGUUAAAUAAAAGAGUGAAGAAGAAAUGCUUAAAUUGAAGAUUGGACGCAGCACGGUGCACAUCACAGAACUUUUCCUCUCAGCAAUCAAGAGGAUUAUUUUGUUUCUUUGUUUCUGUAAAAAAGUUAUGUUGCGACAGAAGAGCUGGAGAGCCUGACAAGAACAAUCCUUGGCAUCUCCUGGAAAGAAAAAAUCCACUUCUCUGCAAGUGCCUGAUUUUUUUGCGUGUUUGUUUUUGUAAAUAAAACAUGAUUUCAAAUAUG